UGGAGCCCUGUUUUAUGGUUUCGUUGACGUCAAAGUUUUUUCAAGCCCAUGGUGGGACGAUGAUGCAAGCGCUUCUCGAUGCAAGUUUUCUGCAAAUCGACCACGAAGUAGCUUGCGAGUCUGUAUUGAUAAGAAACGCAAAAAUAAUGUCGGAUUCGUUGUAUGAGUAUGAAACCCUAGAUUACUCCUGUUUGACCUAUUGCUAUUAAGAAGUUGCGGAAAAAAGUCUUGCCAAGUGUCCCAAAAUAACUGUACAAGCUUCACAAACGAAUCUCUUGCUGAAACGCAAAUAAAAAGCAAUCCGAAGUUGAAUUGAUCUUGUAAACGUUAUGGAUUAAUAAGCCACGACAUUCCGCGAAAACCAAAGUAACUUACCGAGUUGCAAGUACAGCACUCUGUCAAACAAUUUGAGUAGUGAGGAAGAGCACCUUCCCACUAGAUCCAAAGCGAUCUUGGAAAUUCAAAGGCUGAUGAUGUACAACUAGAUAUAUUAUCAAUUUCAACGUGUAUCUCCGAAAAGUACAUACAAUUCCAAAGCAAAUUUUCACCAAUCAAAAACGAAGAUCCAAAAGAGGUGCAUUUUUUUCACAUCAAAGCACGACUAGGUGUCGAUUGCGAUCAGACCGGCGCGUCCAAAGCGAUCGCCAAGUCACGAAUUCCGAUGAGUCGUUGCUUUCUCUACCGAUAAUCUUUUUAAAAUUCUGUUGCAAAUGAAUUAAGCGCACGAAUCCUUUUUUUUUUGUAUUUUUUCCGCAGCAAUGACUGCUUCAAAUUCAAAACCCCGCACGAGGUCCUCCGCUGUGGAGCGAAAGCAAAUUUAUCACCAGGGCAACGCAAUUGCUUUACGACGACCACAGGAACGGGGUUUUUGCGAUCAUUGGAGUGGGCGACGAAGAAAGGCCCAUUCGAGCCGGAGCUCGACCACAGAAGGGCGCUUUUUUUCCGAAAAUUAUUUUCCCGGUUACGUAAGAAGUGUGUGCGGGUUGAAAAGCUGCUCAAGAGCGCGCAGCUGGACGCACCUAGCAGAACUAUUUUUCGCCCGAAGGAAACGCCGGAAGCGAUGGCGCAUCGACUCCGCGCGCACCACAGAAACUGUAACAGAGGAGCCUACGCAUCUGCAGCCGCGGUUUAUUAUCUCCCCACACACAAUACGACUUUUGAACAUAUCGGCACGUCGUGCGAGGACGAGGAGUAUCAUGCCUACAACGACCAGCUACUUUUUUCAGCCGGUGUUCCUGUUCAUCGUUCUGCAGCUUCUUGUCCCCCGUCCGUCAGACGCUAAUUACGGAUUUUACACUAUUCUGAGUAAAAACGUACCCACACCAGAGUCAGGAUGGGGAUUUUGCAACACAAACCUAGGAGUUUUGUGAGUCACGCAUGACAAGUUUCAUUCCGUAAGGUAGUGCAAGUUAGCAAGGAAAGCCGCAUCACAAAUCGAUCUGCUGAUCCUGUUUACAGCAUUACAAGUUCCCAAACACGAUUGAAAAUGCCUGUCAUGGGGUUGCGCAUCACAAAUGUUCCUGUCAUGGCAAAGUCGCAUGACAACUCUGGUGUGGGUACGUUUUUACUCAGAAUAUACACGUUUUCGUCUGCGAUGAAGAUGAAGGACACCAUAUUCUGCGUAAAAAUGUACCUACAACUUGAUCAAGAUGGAAAAUCUGCUACACAAAUCAAGUACUCUUGAGAUUCACGCGGGAGCAGUUUAGGUCCACAGCAGACGUGUGUUUAGCUUUACAGAAGGCCGCAUUUUUUUGCCAUAUCGAGUAAGAUGCGCUCGCAGGGGAAACCGCAUGAGACACCCGCCAUACAUUUCAGAUUGGCAUGACGAAUAUAGGGUAGGUGCGUUUUUAGAGAGGAUACGCGAUCAAAAUGCGGGAAUACGAGCACGUUAUGAGAACUGUGGUUUCAAAUCUGAACGCAACUGCAAGUGCAGCCUCUGCAGCACGGGUUUCUGCAUUUUCGACGGCGACCUACCCGCUGCAAAAGUAACGUAUUCGUAUAAAUUCAAAGUGCAGUCUCGCAUGGCAGAUCUUUUCCGCUACCUGAAUCUGCAUUAAUUACAAAUUCCAUUUUCUUCCUUGCCGGAAAAUUUAUUUUCGUGCGAUUUAAUACACUACUAGUGCGAUGCUUUUGCCAUGUAUACGACCACGACGACUACAACGACGACCAUCGACGUGGCUAAAUCUUCCGACGAGGACUUUUUGGCAAGUGGUUCGAUUUCCAUAUGAAAUUGCAAAAAAAAACUCUUUUACCCCCGCCAGUUCAUGACCUGAAGGAGCAAAAUAAAGAGUGCAGUCACUUCUGCAUGAUGAAUCAUUUCCGUACGGACUCAUGUUAUAUUGGGAGUGCUCCUCCUGCAGUUUAUCGAUUUCAGGCAAGGCAGUCCUGCUCAAGGCCAACAGGGGCUGAUGCGCAAAUACUAUUCUGCAUGACAAUGACAAGGCAACAAACUCCUGUGCUUUCUUUCGUCCGUUCGGCAUGACAACCGUGGGGUACGACGGGGAGUUGCGCAGAAUAUUCCAUGGCAAGUAUCGGCGAGGACCCAAGUAAAGACCACCACUACGCAACUGCUCCUCAUCAAGACCAAGAAUUUUUGGAUGCCGGCCCAACGGGUGCCGUCGACCGAGAAACUGCGACCACUUCCACGUAUGGUUUUGGGCCAGAAGCGGACGUGCAGCCGGAUGAAAAUCAAAAUGGGGCUCUUUCUCUGUCUUCUGGAGCUACAGUUUCUUCGUUUCUGGCCUCGACUUCUGCCGGGGAACCCCAGUGUGCCGACAGUGCGUACACGUCCAACACCUGCGGCCCCCGCACGGACGAGUGUUUCUCGGUGUGCGGCGUCCCCCCGGACGGGGGCGGGCACCUCGACCGGUUUGCUGGGUGGUGCCAAGCCUGCGUGGGGACUGUUAACAACCGUAAAGUGGCGGGGGCAUGUUGCCGCAGGGACGGCAAGGACACGUACGACCCCGACGCGUGUCGCUACAGUGGGAUCACCUUCAAGCACACGAACUAUCACGAGUGCGUCGCAGUACCGGGCUGCUUGGCGGAAGCAGAAGUUGCGAUUUCCGGGCGCGUGACAAUUUCGUAUGGGCCAUCAACAGGAUCGCAAGGUGCUCUCAAGUCACGAGCUUUUUGUGCGCGGGCACCGAACCAGCAGUGCCAGGACCUCACGGCGGCGCAAGAUUUCACGACUGCUACCGGGAAUGCUUCGUGCUUCAAGAAGAACGUCGGGAGGAAACCGGGUUCGGUAUCUGGCACUAAAAUAGCCUGGUGCCGACAGCAGUGCAAUGCUUUGCCGGGGUGCAACUUUUUUUCAUACAGCCAUGCACCGACCGUCGGCGGAUGCUUUCUUUUUGACGCCUGCCCUGACCGGUACGGCGCCCCUUACUUCGAUAGCUCCCCCUUCAAGACAUACGAAUGCACGCCCUAUCAGCGGUGCAAAGAUUGGGAAGAGUCCGGGACGCUGAUAUGCCCGACCGGUCACAGGUACGACAGUUCCCGCGACGACGUGCGAUGCGCCGGCGAUAUCUGCACACAGGCCGCAGACGAGCACACGUGCUGCGUUCCUCUGUGCAACUGCGGCUCGGUUGUUGCCAAUGGGGUACGGACCUAUUAUCCCUGGAAAGCCAGCAAAAACGCGAAUUCGCCCUGCACAGAAACCAACCCGACGGAAGCGAAUUGCCGUGCCUUUUGCUGUCAAACCGGAUGCCAGGAGCCGGCUGAGGCGGACCAGGAGAAGUUCGCGAGCGGUCUAAUGCUGAACACCAUAGACUGGCCGGUGACGACGAUGAGUGUCGCACCGAGCGCGGCCUGGUCGCAGAACCUGGCUUGCCAUACCGACUACGUGCGCGACUCCACAAAAGACAACCAGAACGCGCGGUGCGACCCGGCCAAUAGUCCGCUGCAGUUGCAGGGAUGCAACCCCGCGGUGUGUGCGUGCUCUCACGGCCAGCCGGGAGGCUCUUGUCCGCAGUGGGCCACGCAGCGCUGCGAGCCGGGGUCCUGCGACACUGAUAGCUUCUACUUUUACCGCGGAAAUUACCCCACUGUCAACAAGCCGUCCUCGACGAGGUUCACGCAGUUCCGCCAGUCGUCCUGCUGGCCGAGAUGCACCCAAGCGGGGGUCUGCCAGAAGGUAAACGGCCGGCACUACCUUUUGAAAGACUCCACGGAGCCGUGGCACUCGGCGUCCACAGUACCUGCAAAUUUUCAAGACAUCUGCUGCCAUGCAGGCUGUACGAUUCCAGCUGCGGCCGCGCAAGACAGGUUUGUUUUGGACAGCAUCACCACCUAUUGAGUCGACGCACUGUGAGGAGACAUAGAUAUCUACUUCCAUUGUGAUCAAUGACACUUGUUCUAUCUGUUUUCGCGCGCAGUUGGUAAUAUAUAAUUCCUGAUGUGCAUUUUUCCUGUCACGCAGCUGCCAUCACCACGUUGAUGGAAAAAAGUGUCGGGAGAAGCAACUGUUUCUGCGUGAAGUGAAUUGCUCUCCCUUAUUCGAAUAGAACCUUGACUUUUUCUUGUAAUGUACUACUUAUUGCAGCUUCGCGUCGCAGAAUUGGGAGGUGGAAACGGCAACGAUGAUGCCGGGCGCGACCUGGAGCCGCAACUAUGAGUGUCACGUCGACUAUGAGCGGGACUCGACGUAUGACAACGCGAACGCCCGGUGCAAUCCGGCCACCAGCCUGGCGAUGGAGCUCCGCGGGUGCGUGAUGGCGCAGUGCGUCUGCCACCACGGCAGCGCGACGGCCGAGUCCGAGUGCCCCGUGUGGGGCACGGAGAUGUGCUUAGACACCAGCUGCGACACCGCGAAUUACUAUUUUUACCGUCCGAAUUUCCCCAUGACCACCCUGCCCGAGAGCACGCGCAAGACCAGCGCGUUUCAACAGGCGUCCUGCUGGCCCAAGUGUACCCAGGCAGGGGUCUGCGCCCAGCAUAACGACGUCUACUACAUUUUGCGGGACAGUGCGGAGUCCUGGGGCGCUACCAGGGACGCGCCGGCGGAUUUUCGUGACAUCUGCUGCCACACGGGGUGCAAGGUGCCCAGCGCGGAGGAUCAGGAAAAGUAGAACUGUGUUAAUUCGCUGCGACAGGAGAAUCUGCGUUUGCAUAAGAAACUCGAAUGCUCUCCUCGUAAAAAGGCCGUUCUGAUUGAUAUGUUCCGCGAUCCUCUUUCAACGAGACAGGACCGCACGCUGUCUUUGUCUUUUUUGUGACCGCGGCGAAACAUCACGCGGAACUGACCGAAAGUCAUUGACUUGUGUUGCAUGCUGAGUCAAUUAUUCAAGAGGAAUAGACUGAAAAAUCAAGAGGAACCAAAUGUGUUGCAUGCUAAAGACCAUCGGCGCUUUUGAUCAGGUCGUGGUUAUUCAUGGAUGAUUACUCAAAAAGCGACCCGCUCAUAUCAGGUUUGCCGCGCAAAAUUGGAACACAGAGACCUCUACGAUGCUGCCGGCAGACAGCUGGAGCCGAAACUAUGACUGUCAUGUGGACUUCGAGCGCGACUCUGCCGUGGAUCAUGCGAACGCGCAGUGCUGGAUAUGCAAUACAAAUCUAAUAUCGUAAUCGUGCGAAUUGAAAUUGCAUUGCAAAAUUUCAUUUGCUCUUGUUCUUUGAGAGGUUUAACCUUCAACGUGUACUGCCCGCAAGGCAUAGAAACGCGUCCCGUCAUGCAAUAAUCGCAUUUUUUACGAAUGCAAUGCUUGAGCUCCGGAUACCAACCAAGCGCCAGCGAGAGAAUGAAGCUCCGCGGCUGCGAAGUCGCACCCUGCGUCUGCUCUCACGGCUCGCACACAGCCGCCGUAAAUUGUCCAGCGUGGGGCAAAGAAAUGUGUGUAGCGAACAGCUGCGACGUAUGCAAGCAAGAAUCAAGGUGUGCGAUCUAGUUCCAAGGGUCAGUGCUAUUGCAGGGUAUGGGGACGGCGCAGAUGAGCAAAGCACGGUGACCACGACUCUAGGAGUCAUCUUCUCUUCGCAUCAAACAAUAGCGCGCAAUCUCACUUGCGCAGACAAUUGUCUCUCUGUGGAACUACGACAACACCAAUUGCGCUUUCAUACACCGAGGACAAUUUCUACUUCUUCCGGCCCAAUUGGCCGGUUGCCACGCCGCCGAGCGGAACGCGGUACCCGCCAUCUUUCCAGCAGGCGUCUUGCUGGCCCCGCUGCACCCAGAGUGGGGUUUGCCAGAAGCACGAGGGAGUUUACUACAUGCUUCGUGACAGCACCCAGCCGUGGGGUGCCUCGAAGCAGGUGCCGAGCAGCUUCAGGGACACGUGCUGCCACACCGGCUGCAAGGUGCCCACAGCCGCUGCGCAGAAGAAGUAUUUUUGGACAAGCUCGCUUCAUGAUAAGAAGAGAUGGUUCAACUGUUGCAUCAGGGACUUUGGCAAAGUACGGAGGUGGUGUAGAGAACGAAUGUAGACCGGAAGUAAGCAUCAAAGAAUUUUCAAAGCAGAAAGUUAAUUCUGUUCUUUUACAUGAUGGAGUUUGAAAAAAUCGAGCAUUAGGAAGGUUCAAUUUGCGCCGACACAUGAAACUAUGAUCAUUGCUUCACGGUGCCAGAAAUUCCCUCCAGGUUCGCCUCACAGGAUUGGGAGUUCCAGACUUCGACCAUGAUGCCGGCCCCUUCCUGGAGCCGCAACUACGACUGUCACGCAGACUACGAGCGGGACCCGGCCAAGGAGAGCUUGAACGCAAAGUGCGACCCGGGUUCGCAUUCCGAGAUGCAGCUGCAGGGCUGCGAGCUGUCGCAGUGCGUCUGCGAGCACGGGUCCCACGUCUCUAUGCCCGAGUGCCCGGUGUGGGGCACGCAGAUGUGUCGGAUCGGGUUUUGCGACGAGCAGAACUACUACUUCCACCGCGCCAACUACCCCGUCGUGGCACCCCCGGCCGGCACCCGGUACGACAACAGCUUUCAGCAGGCCUCCUGCUGGCCACGGUGCACGCAGACCGGCGUUUGCGCAGCCGAAAACGGACUGUUUUACAGUCUGAAGGACGCGUCUGAGCCCUGGCACUCCGUGGCCACCACGCCCGCGGAUUUCCGGUCGAUCUGCUGCUACACUGGCUGUCGGCAACUCGCCGCGGCGGAGAAAAAGCGGUUUGCGUUGACGGAGCAAGAGUGGGUCGCGAUCAUGAUUCACCCGGACAUGCGGGCAGGUGGUCCGGGAUACCAGUAUGGGUCCUGCGCGACUGAGUACGAGGGGAGUGUGACCCAAAACACCGGUCUCGCAACGUUCAUCUGCAAUUUGGCCGACACGCCGAUCGCCAUCGGAAACAGCUGCAACCACUGGAAGUGCAAGUGCACGGGUGGCUUGCGCAACCAGGACUUCUCCACCUGCCCGGGCUACAAUGUGGAAAAUUGCGGCAAGUGCUACAACGCCAAGUACAAGCCACGCGUGGUGGACUCGAUUGUUAGCCCCACAGGAAAAGAGACCCAGUGUUGGCGCUACUGCGAGGCGAUCACCUGCAGCGACUUUGACGACCCGGCUACAAGCACUUACUUCCGGCCGAGGCUGGAAAACUUAGGCUCUCCGCACGGGCUGAGUGGGAAGCGAGUGGAGUUUUGCUCGGACCGGACGGGCACGGACGCGAAUUGCCGGGAUUCCUGCUGCGUGCAGAGCUGCCGCAAACCCAGCUCCACGGUGGUGCAGAACAUUUUCACCGUCACGCCCUCGUGGGACGAGCUGGUGCAAUCUCCGGCCUUGUAUCCGGGGUACGACGCCUGGACCACCAGUAGCGAGUUGAGCUACACCGGACCCGUGACGACCACGUCGACCACCAGCACUACAAGUUACUGGAACAAAACGCAUUUAGUAUCCUGAAAAUUAUGCUGCGAGUCACAGAGGCAGAUCACAGGGGACUCGUUUAGGGCUCCUUUUUCGACUUAAAUAUCUUCAAAUAACUUUUCGCCAAAAUGAUCUUUGUCUUGCAGUCUGUAAGCUGUACUAGGAAAGCGAUGCGUUUGUGUGCCAUACCAGCACAAGCUCGACAACUUUCACCCAGACCACCUCAACGAGUACCACCUCAACCACUUCCACGACCACCACCACGACAACGUCCACGACUACUUAUCAGAGGAAAAUCAACAAAGAGGUCUUGAACAGAAGAAAACACCUAAGUAUUUCUCUGGUGGUCUAUGCGGCUCUCAUCCUGUUCAAACCAAGAAAAUCAAAAGUACUGCGUCGCCAUGGUUUUUCAGACAAUGACCACGUUUGUUUUGAUACUUGUCGGCAGUUUCACAACGCGCUAUCCCGAACUGUCGGAAGGCUAGUACGUGCGAGCGAGACAAAGUGCAGCACUGAUGCAUGCUCAAAAUGCGCAAUAAAAAGCUUAGACGUUUGAUGUUCCUGCAGGAAAGCAUUUUCCUCAUCUCCAUACACGUACAACCGUUACCACCUCGUAUCACGAGGAACUAAAGCUUGGGUCCCCCAACCUCCAGUUGAAAAAUACUCUGGGCGGAUAAAAGUUUCUUAGCACCAAAAUACCGAGUUUAAGUGCGCGGCAGGGUGAAAAGAAACGAACAGGUGUGGCUCGACGUGCAGUAUACAGGAAAUUUAUUUUUUGCAUUGCUCUUCAUCCUGAAUGUACAGGUACUCGCGCAGCACUCAUGGUGGAAGUGUAGUGCACAGUACUAAAAUCAUUAACCUUCGUGACAGUGAAGCACGUAAAAGAACCAACAUCAGUUGGAGUAUCGUGUGGGACUGGGUUUUUUUUCCGCCUGAUACAUCGACCACGACUACCACAACUACGGAGACCAUAAUGCGGGCUUUUGA
Messenger RNA from Amoebophrya sp. A120, 8768 nucleotides. The record is from the annotation of a GenBank genome assembly. Lineage: Eukaryota; Dinophyceae; Syndiniales; Amoebophryaceae.